CACAAUGAACAGCUCUGCUUUAACUGUAGCAUUUACCAGUCUGUGUGUUUGGAUGAUGGGCGCACUGGGUGACAAGAAGUUGGAGGUCGAGCUCGGAGAAAACGUCACUUUGUCGUGUUCAAAUAUCUCCAAAGAGACAACUCAAGUGGACUGGUUCCGAGUGGAGAAUGGAACUAAAGCUCGCUGUAUUUCUUCAGUGUUUGGAUCUGAUGAUGAACCUUCAUAUUGUUCUGGAUUUAAACACAGCAGGUUUCAAAUGAACACCAACAAAACACUUGUGUUUUUGACAAUCUAUCAAGUACAAACCUCAGAUUCUGGAUUGUACUUCUGUGGAUUCUUCAUAAGGUCAAAUGUAGUCCUCGAAGAGUCUACGUACUUAAGUGUUGAAGAUCAUGCUGAUCCAACGAAUAGUGCAAUGAACGAAAACCCACAAACUGGCUGCUUCAGUUGGAUUCCACUAACAACCAUCGCUCUUUGGGUUCUAAGUGGAAUUCUCGCUGUGGUCGUCAUUAUUCUUGCCAUAAAGUACAGCCAACUUCAAAAAGUCAGUAAAGAGCUGCAAAAAAGUGCAAAUGAGGUCCGGUCAGAAGAGCCGAACUAUGCUGCGAUCAAUAUCAAAGCCACAAAAAGACCUCAAACUUUACACAGACAAAUGGAACCACAAGUCAUUUACUCAAGUACAAGAUAACCUGUUUUCACUACACUUCACUACAGAUACAAAUACACACUACCGGUCAAAAGUUUUAGAACACCACACUUUUUCCAGAUUUUUACUGUUUACUGUUGACCAAAACAUAUUCUAAACUUUUGAUUGAUGUGUGUGUCCACCUUUGUCAGAUAGAACAGCUGAACACACUCGUGGCUCGUUCUUUUUACAACAGAAAUCAAAUAUUCUUCAGAAAGUUCUUCCCAAGUCUGUUGCAGAAGUUUCCAUAAAUGUGUGGCACUUGUCGGUUGCUUCACUCUUCUGUCCAGUUCAUCCCAAACCAGCUCCAUGGGCUUUAAGUCUGGACACUGUGCUGCUGCUGGACACUCCAGGUUUUCAAGUUUAGCAUCUUGUUCUUUUUUCCUGAGGUUGUUUUGGCAGAGCUUGGACUUGCGUUUUGUAUCUUUUAUCUUUUUUUAACCUCUGUCUGUUCAGUUCUUUCCUUUGUACCAUUUCAAGAUCUUCAUUGAACUUGCACGAAUUGAAUUACAAAAUAACUGGAAAAAUGAGGGUGUUCUAAAACUUUUAACCGGAAGUGUAGUUGUUUCCUGUUCUCGUCACCCUCUCGAAGUUUUAUUUAGAGUGAUUCAUGCAUGUUUCAUUUAUCUAUAUGCGCCUCUAUUCAUGACGUCAUUGCUCCGAUCAAUCCCUGUUUCCACCACCACCAGCACACGCCCACUGCUCUGUACUUACUCUAUAAUGUCAGUUUUACUUUCCUAAUCGGUGCUACACGUAUGAUUCAGUGGUUACGUAGUCAUUUUUGGUACAAAGACAAAAACAUGCUACUCACUAGUGUGACAUGAGGUGCUGACAACUUCACGUCCUUUUGUUGUGAUGAUGUUUACAGCAACAUUAGCUUUUUUUUCUUUUUUUGAACUUAAGUUUAUGAAGAUCAGCAACACAAAUAAACAUUUAGAACAAUCCUUGACAAAGGGUUAUUAUAUUAGUUAUUAAUCAUGUCAGCUCUUGUAGACGUGUUUUAGUCUCUGUGUCCUUUCUGUCCUUGUCGGAGGGGACGGUUUCCUCCAGUUAACACUGUAGACUUGACUUGAUAAAAUUGACUAAGACUUGGGACUUGGCUUGGACUUGAUGUCAAAGACUUGAGACUUACUUGAGACUUGCAAAACGAUGACUUGGUCCCACCUCUGCCCAGAAGAUUUGUGAGUGAUUCACCAUCGUGCCACAGUUUCUCCAAUAUAAUGGGAGCAUGAUUUUGUAGAAACACACAAGUCAGUAGACUUAUUUCUUUUAUGAAGUCGUUUUAGAUCAAUAUUGUGAUUUUAAAUGUGUAUCACAAAUACACAAAUGUGUAUCAGUGUAUAAAACUGGGAGAAGGAAGUACAGAGCAGUGGGGUGUACCAGUGUGGUGAAAAUGUGGGUAGAUUGGCGCAAUAACUUCUUGAAUACAGGAGAAAAAAGAUUACUCAAACGUGAAUGAAUCAUUCUAAAUACAGCUCUGAUACUAUUUUUGGUACAAAUGAUAAAAACGUGCUACUCACUAGUGUGACGUGAGGUGCUGACAACUUCACAUCUCUUUGUUGCGAUGACGUUUACAGCAACAUCAACUCUAAUGCGCAAGUCAUACAUUUAUUUCUUUUAUGAAGUUGUUAGGUUUAUCUAAACAUUAAAAACAAGAAGAAAGACAAGAGAUUAAUUCAGUUUUACUCAUGAGGAGAACGGGCAGAGAGUGGGCAUCAAAACCAACAGUCUCCACACGUUCUGAUGACUCAAGGCUGUUCUCCUCUUUUUAUUUCAUUAGGAGGCCCUAGUUACAGAAUGAUAAUUCUCAAGGGGAAGGGGAAACCAGCAAAGACAUAAUAAGAAACUGAUGCAGCUAAGCAUAGUACAAACACAUAAAACAUGAUUAACAAUCAGGAGGUGCCUUAGGUUUGGACAGACACCAUCAUAACUCUUGCAUGUGUGACAGUGGGAGUUGGCUUCAUGUGAGGAAUCAUCUGGAGGUUCACUAGAGCGAUAGGACACUGCACACAGUUGUCAAACACACAGAGGUUAUUCAACAAGUGACAAGUGAUUGGUACAUUAUAAAUCAAAGAAUUGUAGUACAUAAAUGGUUAACUCAUAGGUCUAGAAUAACACACAAGUAUUUAGCAAAUAUGGGAUAAUAAAAUUAUUCUGACAGAAGUCGUUUUAGAUCAAUAUUGUGAUUUUGUAACAGUAUACCGGAGAAUAAAGAUGACUCAUACAUGCAUGACUCACUCUAAAUUACAACUUUGAGUGAGUAAAUGAGAACAGAAAACAACUCUAACAUGAUUCAUAGCUCCAAAAAGUCUUCUCACUCAGUAGUUGACACUUCCAUAACCGCACAUUCCUGGUUACCAAAGAGUCAGUCACGCCUUUGACCACCGACUUCGAUCACACGGACGAGGCGGGUGAAGUUUCUUGCCCGAGAUACAACAGCAGAACACACUGGUCACUGCUGCGAUCGGACCGUCAACCCUCAGAUCAACCUUCCAUUUCAGCUCUGCUUUGUUUGAAAGUUGUUUGGAAUAUUUAUUUUGCCAAGACAUACAAUUAAAUAUAAAUUAAAAUAGGGUAGAGUUUAAGCAUUUUUGCCGUUGUGUAUAUAUCUCAAAACAAUAAAAAGCUCAUCUGCACUUGGAA
Boleophthalmus pectinirostris (great blue-spotted mudskipper) is the source of this 3328-nucleotide messenger RNA. RefSeq lists its product as uncharacterized. Bases 5 to 688 code for a protein of 227 amino acids. Lineage: Eukaryota; Metazoa; Chordata; Actinopteri; Gobiiformes; Gobiidae. The transcript has 6 exons. Gene Ontology annotation, biological process: response to bacterium. The record is from RefSeq and is a predicted model, not a curated record.